Messenger RNA from Knipowitschia caucasica, 4704 nucleotides. The record is from the annotation of a GenBank genome assembly. Lineage: Eukaryota; Metazoa; Chordata; Actinopteri; Gobiiformes; Gobiidae.
AUGAGUACGGACGCGGAGAUGCAGAUUUACGGCAAGGCGGCCGUCUACCUCCGUAAACCAGAGAAGGAGAGGAUUGAGGCUCAAAGUGCUCCUUUUGAUGCCAAGAGUGCCUGCUACGUGGCUGAUGUCAAGGAGUUGUACCUCAAGGCUAAAAUCCUCAAGAAGGACGGUGGCAAAGUCACAGUCGCUGUCUUGGGCACUGAGGAGGAGAGAACAGUUAAAGAAGAUGACGUCUCUCCCAUGAACCCUCCCAAGUACGACAAAAUUGAGGACAUGGCCAUGAUGACCCACCUCAAUGAAGCCUCUGUGCUUUAUAACCUCAAAGAGCGUUAUGCAGCAUGGAUGAUCUACACCUACUCUGGGCUGUUCUGUGCGACUGUCAACCCCUACAAGUGGCUGCCAGUGUACGACAUGGAAGUCGUCAAUGCCUACAGAGGCAAGAAGCGUAUGGAGGCUCCACCCCACAUCUUCUCCGUCUCUGACAACGCUUUUCAGUUCAUGCUUUGUGAUCUGCUGGAGAAGUCUAGAGUAACAUACCAGCUUGAACUGGAGAGAGGCUACCACAUCUUCUUCCAGAUGAUGACCAACCACAAGCCUGAGAUCAUUGAAAUGUGUCUCAUUACAUCCAACCCAUACGACUUCCCCAUGUGCAGCAUGGGUCAAAUUACUGUUGCUAGCAUUGAUGACAAAGAGGAGCUGGAAGCAACUGACAAUGCCAUUGACAUCCUGGGCUUCACCGCUGAGGACAAGGUGAGCAUCUACAAAACAACAGGUGCUGUCCUCCACCACGGAAACAUGAAGUUCAAGCAAAAGCAGCGUGAGGAGCAGGCUGAACCUGAUGGCACUGAGGAUGCUGACAAGGUUGCUUACCUGCUGGGUCUGAACUCUGCGGACAUGCUUAAGGCGUUGUGCUACCCCAGAGUCAAGGUCGGAAAUGAGUAUGUCACCAAGGGACAGACAGUGCCACAGGUGAUGAAUUCUGUACCUGCCCUGGCCAAGUCCAUCUAUGAAAGGAUGUUCUUGUGGAUGGUCAUCCGCAUCAACCAGAUGUUGGACACCAAGCAACAGAGAAACUUCUUCAUUGGAGUCUUGGACAUUGCCGGCUUUGAAAUCUUUGAUUUCAACACCUUGGAGCAGCUGUGCAUUAACUUCACCAAUGAGAAACUGCAACAGUUCUUUAACCACACCAUGUUCGUCCUGGAGCAAGAGGAGUACAAGAAGGAGGGUAUUGUCUGGGAGUUCAUUGACUUUGGUAUGGACUUGGCUGCCUGCAUUGAGCUGAUUGAAAAGCCCAUGGGCAUCUUUGCCAUCCUUGAAGAGGAGUGCAUGUUCCCCAAAGCCUCAGAUACAACCUUCAAGAACAAGCUGUAUGAUCAACAUCUUGGCAAGAACAAGGCGUUUGAGAAGCCUAAACCAGCCAAGGGCAAGGCUGAGGCCCACUUCUCCCUGGUGCACUAUGCUGGAACUGUGGACUACAACAUCUGUGGCUGGCUGGACAAGAACAAGGACCCCCUGAACGAGUCUGUUAUCCAGCUGUACCAGAAAUCUUCAGUCAAGCUCAUGCCUGUUCUGUAUCCCCCGACUGUUGAAGGUUUGAUGGAGAACUUCCUGGUCAUCCACCAGCUUAGGGAUGCUGUCUAUACCAUUCAGUACAAUAUCCGUUCAUUCAUGAAUGUCAAGCACUGGCCAUGGAUGAAGGUUUACUAUAAGAUCAAGCCCCUCCUGAAGAGUGCUGAGACUGAGAAGGAACUUGCCAAUAUGAAGGAGAAUUAUGAGAAGAUGACCACUGACUUGGCUGCGGCACUUGCCAAGAAGAAGGAGCUUGAGGAGAAGAUGGUUUCCCUUCUGCAGGAAAAGAAUGACCUGCAGCUCCAAGUGUCUUCUGAAGGAGAGAAUCUAGCAGAUGCUGAGGAGAGGGAUGAAGAAGAGAUCAAUGCUGAGCUCACUGCCAAGAAAAGGAAGUUGGAAGAUGAAUGUUCAGAGCUCAAGAAAGAUAUUGAUGAUCUGGAACUUACCUUGGCCAAAGUGGAGAAAGAGAAGCAUGCCACUGAGAACAAGGUGAAGAACCUGACAGAGGAGAUGGCUUCUCAGGAUGAGAGCAUUGCUAAGCUCACUAAAGAAAAGAAAGCACUCCAAGAGGCUCACCAAGGCAAACACUGGAUGACCUGCAGGCAGAAGAAGACAAAGUCAACACACUUACCAAGGCCAAGACUAAGCUUGAGCAACAAGUUGAUGAUGUAUCUUGAAGGUUCAUUGGAGCAGGAGAAGAAACUGCGUAUGGACCUGGAGAGAGCAAAGAGGAAGCUGGAGGGUGACCUGAAACUUGCUCAGGAAUCCAUCAUGGAUCUUGAGAAUGACAAGCAGCAGUCUGAAGAGAAAAUUAAAAAGAAAGACUUUGAGACCAGUCAGCUUCUCAGCAAGAUUGAGGAUGAGCAGUCUCUGGGAGCACAGCUUCAGAAGAAGAUUAAGGAGCUUCAGGCCCGUAUUGAGGAGCUUGAGGAAGAGAUUGAGGCUGAGCGGGCUGCUCGUGCCAAGGUUGAGAAGCAGAGAGCUGAUCUGUCCAGGGAACUUGAAGAGAUCAGUGAGAGGCUGGAAGAGGCCGGCGGUGCCACUGCUGCUCAGAUUGAGAUGAAUAAGAAGCGUGAGGCUGAGUUCCAGAAGCUCCGUCGUGACCUUGAGGAGUCCACUCUGCAGCAUGAAGCCACUGCUGCUGCUCUGCGCAAGAAGCAGGCGGACAGUGUUGCUGAGCUGGGAGAGCAGAUUGAUAACCUCCAGCGAGUCAAGCAGAAGCUUGAGAAGGAAAAGAGUGAAUACAAGAUGGAAAUUGAUGACCUCUCCAGCAACAUGGAGGCUGUGGCUAAAGCUAAGGCCAAGAAUGCCCUUGCUCAUGGACUUCAGUCUGCUCGUCACGAUUGCGAUCUGCUCAGGGAACAGUUUGAAGAGGAGCAGGAGGCCAAGGCUGAACUUCAGCGUGGAAUGUCUAAGGCCAACAGCGAGGUAGCUCAGUGGAGAUCUAAGUAUGAAACCGAUGCUAUCCAGCGCACUGAGGAGCUUGAGGAAGCCAAAAAAAAGCUGGCCCAACGGCUCCAAGAGGCCGAGGAGCAGAUUGAGGCUGUCAACUCCAAAUGUGCUUCUCUGGAGAAAACCAAACAGAGGUUGCAGAGUGAGGUUGAGGAUCUCAUGAUUGAUGUGGAGAGAGCUAAUGGUCUCGCUGCCAACCUUGACAAGAAGCAGAGGAACUUUGACAAGGUCCUGGCUGAAUGGAAGCAGAAGUUUGAGGAGGGUCAGGCAGAGCUUGAGGGAGCUCAAAAGGAGGCCCGCUCAAUGGGAACUGAGCUUUUCAAGAUGAAGAACUCCUAUGAAGAAGCUCUUGACCAGCUGGAGACCAUGAAACGUGAAAACAAGAACUUGCAACAGGAGAUCUCUGACUUGACUGAGCAGAUUGGUGAGACUGGCAAGAGCAUCCAUGAAUUGGAGAAGUCCAAGAAGCAGGUUGAGACAGAAAAAUCUGAAAUCCAGACUGCCCUUGAGGAGGCUGAGGGAACUCUUGAACAUGAAGAGUCUAAGAUCCUCCGUGUCCAGCUGGAGCUUAACCAAGUGAAGGGUGAGGUUGACAGGAAGCUGGCAGAAAAAGAUGAGGAAAUGGAACAAAUCAAGAGGAACAGCCAGAGGGUCAUUGACUCCAUGCAAGGCACUCUGGACUCUGAGGUCAGAAGCAGAAAUGAUGCCCUUAGAAUCAAGAAGAAGAUGGAGGGAGACUUGAAUGAGAUGGAGAUUCAGCUUAGCCAUGCCAAUCGUCAGGCAUCGGAGUCCCAGAAACAGCUGAGAAAUGUGCAGACACAGCUCAAGGAUGCCCAACUGCACCUUGAUGAUGCAGUGAGAGCACAGGAGGACCUCAAAGAACAAGCUGCUAUGGUGGAGCGCAGAAAUGGCCUGAUGAUAGCUGAAAUUGAAGAACUUAGGGCAGCUCUGGAACAGACAGAAAGAGGACGCAAAGUCGCUGAACAGGAGCUGGUUGAUGCCAGCGAACGUGUUGGACUUCUGCAUUCUCAGAACACAAGUCUGAUGAACACCAAGAAGAAGCUUGAAACUGAUCUGGUUCAGGUCCAGAGUGAAGUCGAUGACACUGUUCAGGAAGCAAGAAACGCUGAGGAGAAGGCCAAGAAGGCCAUCACUGAUGCUGCCAUGAUGGCAGAAGAGCUGAAGAAGGAGCAGGACACCAGUGCUCAUCUUGAGAGGAUGAAGAAGAAUCUUGAAGUUGCUGUUAAGGACCUGCAGCACCGUCUGGAUGAGGCUGAGAAUCUGGCCAUGAAGGGCGGCAAGAAGCAGCUCCAGAAACUGGAGUCUAGGGUGCGUGAGCUUGAGACUGAGGUGGAAAAUGAACAGAGACGUGGAGCAGAUGCCGUUAAGGGUGUUCGCAAAUACGAGAGGAGAGUCAAGGAGCUCACCUACCAGACUGAAGAGGACAAGAAGAAUGUCACCAGGCUCCAGGAUCUGGUUGAUAAGCUGCAGCUCAAGGUGAAGGCCUACAAGAGGCAGGCUGAGGAAGCGGAAGAGCAGGCCAACCAGCAUCUCUCCAAGUGCAGAAAGAUUCAGCAUGAGCUGGAGGAGGCUGAGGAGCGUGCCGAUAUUGCAGAGUCCCAGGUUAACAAGUUGAGAGUCAAGAGCCGUGACGCUGGAAAGGGCAAAGAGUCUGCAGAAUAA